ACUCGGCCUUUGGACUUGACCGACGCUGGGGGCAGAUGGCCGAUCUCUCAGGCGUCAGCUGUUUACAAGCACGGAUGAAAGACUCGGUGUGUUGGACACUGAGUCUCACGCACAGCUCACAGAGAGGAACUACACUGUCCACAGAAGAUCCUCAACAACUCCUCACUCAUAGGAAUUUGUGGACUUUUGAAAUUUGACGUCAUUUUUCGGAGAUAUGAAUCGCUGGAGGUAGACCACAACUGUUCUUGCUGCAUUGCAAGCUCAUAUGUAAAGGGAGAAUAUCGAGUUCUCAGGAGAAUCACUCUCCUGCUAAAGCUCCUCUAAUGCCAUUUGCUGACUAUGGGAUCCACCUUGAACAGCUUAAAAUGUCGCAACAGUAGCACAUGCUGCAGGUGCAAAACAGGAAACAUUUCAAUGCAUACUUCCUCUUUUCCUGGUCCUCACAUGAGGGACGUUCCAGUGUUUCUCGUCCAGUAAACUGAGCAGGCUCAUGAGCAAAUCACCUGCCCAGCGAAAAAAGCAAUAAUCCUGUGAGAUGGCAGUCACUUCAUUUUACGUUGCUGAGGAGACAGGAGCUGGCUCAACGGAAUUGGACAUCUGCACUUCUGGGAUUAAUAUACAACAUGAAGCCCUCCCCUCUUUUGUCGCCUCCUUUUGCCUUUCAUUUGGCCUCAUCUAUUGCUUUUUUGGAUACAGAUGCUUCAAGAUGGUCAUGUUCCUCUCGGGCUUUAUGUCUGGCUCAGCAGCUGUGCUCCUCGCCUAUUACAUUGAGCCUGGAUUAAACCCCCAGCUGGGGGAGGAGACGAAGGCCAGCAUUGGCCUGGGAGUGGGGGGGCUGUGCGGACUGGUGACCAUGAUGGUGCCCACGCUCGGACUCCUCCUCUGCGGCCUGCAGCUGGGGAGCCUCCUCUCCCUGUCCAUCCUGGUGGUCAUCGCUCAGUUUCACAGCUUCACCCCGGUGUGGGUGCCUCUCGCCGUGGUCCUUUCUGCUUCCAUCCCCACUGCCUUGUUCACGCUGCAGUGGCAGAAACUGUUCGGCAUCAUCUACACAUCUGUGCUGGGAGCGACAGUUGUCAUGCUGUGUGUGGACUACAUGGUCGGUACAUUUAUGCUGCCAGAUCAGGUGGAUGAGAUUUUCUGUCAAGCUGCCCCACGUCCACUCUGCUGGUACAACUGGGCCAUCACUGGAAUCAGUCCAGUUUUGAGUCUCAUGGGUGUGUUGGUGCAAUGCUGGUUGACAGCAAAAGGAGUGUCCCACAAAGCAACAGUGCAUAAAAAACAGAAGAAAAACAACAAAAAGAACAAAUACAGAGAGUCGGGAAAACCUCAUCCGUACCGGCGUCGCAGGCCUCCAGUGCUGAAGCGUUACACAGGGGACGUCCUGGCUCCGAAGAUCUUGUCUGUCCUCCAGAGUUAUCUCCAGAGCCUUCAGGAGCGUCAGAUGGGAACAGGCUCCUCCACCAGCAGCGUCAGCACCAUCGCACACACUUUAAUUGACUUUGACUUUGACACGGGUUCCUUGGUGCCUCUGACAGCUGCUUCACCCGUCUUCUCAGUCUGAGCAUCAAGUUACUGUAAACUGAAAGUAUCCAUACAGCAUUCUGUGACCUUUGAGGGAUGAAAUGGUCGUUCUGACAUUUUCUCACAAUUUGAAUGUUAUUUGUUAGAAAAUUUCAAUGUGAAAAGUUACAAGAAGAAAAAAGUCAAGCAAACCCAGUCAUUAACUGCCUUUUUACAUAAUUAUUCGAGCAGAUUAUCGUAGACUUCUUCUUAGACAGACUGGUUUACUUGACUACACUAUGAAGAAUGCGUUUUUAUUCUUUGAAUAGCUUUUAAGUUACUGGAUACUCUCAGGGAUUUAAUGCAUUUACAUUUUUUUUGGCACUAAUCAGCAUUCAACCCAGCCGUACACAACACAUAGUACAACACAAUUGUUUGCAAGUCUUUAAUUUUUAGGAAAGCAUAGGUUUUCACUCUUUCAUUUUCUUAUACAAGUAAAGUCAGAAUUCACAUGACUGAAUAUUUCUACCACUGAUGGUUCAGGUUUCCAGUAAUCCAGUGGUCAUUCUCUUCAAAAAAGGACUUUAAAAUGUCAUCAACCUUAAAGAAAACAAUGAAGUUUUAUACUAAAAUUGCAAACUAUUUCCUGUUUGCAGGUUCAUUUUUAGAUGUAUUUAGCUGAUGAACAGAUUCAGUGAUUCAGAUUCAGAGAUUUGAUUGAAAAUAAAGGUGCUUGGAAAUUU
Oryzias latipes (Japanese medaka) is the source of this 2243-nucleotide messenger RNA. RefSeq names its product transmembrane protein 198. Lineage: Eukaryota; Metazoa; Chordata; Actinopteri; Beloniformes; Adrianichthyidae. The record is from RefSeq and is a predicted model, not a curated record. Gene Ontology annotation, cellular component: plasma membrane.